Messenger RNA from Condylura cristata (star-nosed mole), 4124 nucleotides. It is a transcript of the gene MAPT, whose product is annotated as microtubule-associated protein tau. Lineage: Eukaryota; Metazoa; Chordata; Mammalia; Eulipotyphla; Talpidae. The transcript has 14 exons. The record is from RefSeq and is a predicted model, not a curated record. Gene Ontology annotation, biological process: neuron projection development; microtubule cytoskeleton organization. The coding region runs from base 186 to 2615 and encodes 809 amino acids. Gene Ontology annotation, molecular function: microtubule binding. Gene Ontology annotation, cellular component: neuron projection.
GCCGGCGCGCGCUCUCGCAGUCUCCGCCGCCCACCAGCUCCUGCACCCGCAGCAGCGCCGCCGCCGCCGCCGCCGCCGCCCACCUUCUGCCGCCCCUGCCGCCGCCGCCACAGCCACUUUCUCCUCCACUGUUUUCCUCGACUGUCCUCGCCCUCUGUCAACCAUCAGGUGGGCCUUGAACCAGGAUGGCUGAGCCCCGCCAGGACUUCAAUGCCGUGGAAGAUCACGCUGGGAUGUACGGGAUGGGCGAGAGGAAAGAUCUCCCCGCCCAGGGGGGCUACACCCUGCUGCAGGACCACGUAGGGGACGCCGACCACGGCCUCAAAGAAUCUCCCCUGCAGACCCCCGCCGAUGAUGGAUCUGCGGAGCCCGGCUCUGACACCUCUGAUGCUAAGAGCACUCCGACAGCCGAAGGUGAUUCUCGGUGGUUUCCAGACGUGACAGCACCCUUAGUGGAUGAGGGAGCCCCCGGUGAGCAGGCGGCCACUCAGCCCCACACGGAGAUCCCAGAAGGAACCACAGCUGAAGAAGCGGGCAUUGGCGAUACCCCCAACCUGGAAGACCAAGCCGCUGGACAUGUGACCCAAGCGGAGCUGCGUGUCCCAGGCCCACAGAGGGAGGCACCUGGGAGGACCCUGGCCAGUGACGCCAGCCCUCAGGGCCAGCCUGGACGUGGUGAAGCACCUGGGGGUUCCCUGCUGCCCCGGGGGGAGAAAGGGCUGGAAGCCCCCGUUCUGGUGACCAGCUGCCAACCGCCCCCUCCAAUGAGAGAGCCUCAGGAGUCCCCCCAGGAAUGGGUACCAAAAAGAGGGGGUGAGGCCCAGGAGGGGCUGACCUCUCCCAUGCCCCCCUCCCCCGGAUAUCUCCAAAUGGACUCCGAGGACAGCAAGAGUGUCCAGGGGACCUUCCUCCAGGGGCUGGGGCUCCAUGGAGGGGAGACCGUAGAUCUGAGGACCCUGGGUCCUACCCACCAGCACGCGUCCGACCUGCCUGGGGUGCCCAUCCUGCCCGAAGGCUCCAGAGAGGCCUCCCACCGACCUCGGGGGGCAGAACCUGAGGACGCAGAGGGAAGCCGCCGCAGCGCCGAGCUGCCCGAAGGCCAGAGUCUGCGAGGCCUGCACGAGGGUGGGCUGCCCCUACAGGGGGACCAGGACAAAGAGAGGUUGGGAGAUGAGGAGGUCGACCAAGACCGAGACAUCGAUGAGUCCUCACCCCAGGACUCCCCUCCCUCCCAAGUCUCCCCAAGUCUUCAGAGCUCCCCAAACCAAGAUGGGAUGUCCCCCCAGACAUUUCCCAGGGAGGCCACCCUAGUCCCAGAGCCGGAAGAGCCGGGAGCAGGGCCCACAGACGAAGAGCAGGAAGCACCCCCCAAGUUCAAGUUCCACGUGGAAAUCAAAGCGAACACACAGAGGGACCUGAAGGGACACGCAGAGGUGGAUUUGGAAGGGGCUGCCCUGCCGGGGGGCCCUGGAGAGGAACAGGAGCCCCAGGGCCUGCCUGUGGGAGAGGACACAAAAAAGCCUGAGUUUCCGAAAUCGCCUGAAAAGCAGCCUGCAGCUGGUCUGCCAGGAAAGCCCGCCAGCCGCGUCCCGCAACUCAAAGCUCGCAUGGUCAGCAAAGGCAAAGACGGGACUGUCAACGAUGACAGAAAGAACAAGGGGUCGGAUAAUAAAACCGGAUCAAAGAUCGCCACCCCCCGGGGAGCGGCACCUCCCGGCCAGAAAGGCGCAGCCAACGCCACCAGGAUUCCAGCCAAAACCACCCCCAGCCCCAAGACCCCGCCGGGCACAGCUACCAAGCAGGUGCAGAGGAAGCCACCCCCUGUGGGGGCCAAGUCGGAGAGAGGUGAGUCUGGGAAGUCGGGGGAUCGCAGCGGCUACAGCAGCCCCGGGUCUCCGGGCACCCCCGGCAGCCGCUCCCGCACCCCGUCCCUGCCGACCCCGCCCACCCGGGAGCCCAAGAAGGUGGCGGUGGUCCGCACGCCCCCCAAGUCGCCGUCUUCGGCCAAGAGCCGCCUGCAGACCGCGCCCGUGCCCAUGCCGGACCUGAAGAACGUCAGGUCCAAGAUCGGCUCCACUGAAAACCUGAAGCACCAGCCCGGCGGCGGCAAGGUGCAGAUAAUUAAUAAGAAGCUGGAUCUUAGCAACGUCCAGUCCAAGUGUGGCUCAAAGGAUAAUAUCAAACACGUGCCUGGAGGUGGCAGUGUGCAAAUAGUCUACAAACCCGUGGACCUGAGCAAGGUGACCUCUAAGUGUGGCUCCCUGGGCAACAUCCACCAUAAGCCAGGAGGCGGCCAGGUGGAGGUGAAAUCUGAGAAGCUGGACUUCAAGGACAGAGUCCAGUCCAAGAUCGGGUCCCUGGAUAACAUCACUCAUGUCCCUGGCGGAGGGAACAAGAAGAUCGAAACCCACAAGCUGACCUUCCGCGAGAACGCCAAAGCCAAGACGGACCACGGGGCGGAGAUCGUGUACAAGUCGCCCGUGGUGUCGGGGGACACGUCCCCGCGGCACCUCAGCAACGUGUCCUCCACGGGCAGCAUCGACAUGGUAGACUCGCCCCAGCUCGCCACCCUCGCCGACGAGGUGUCUGCCUCCCUGGCCAAGCAGGGUUUGUGAUCAGGCCCCCGGCGGUCACUAAUCGUGGAGAGAAGAGUGAGAGUGUGGGAAAAAAGAAUGAUGACCUGGCCCUUCGCCCUCUGCCCUCCCUCAGCUGCUCCUCACAGGUCUGGUCACCGGUUAGUCACUUAACCUGCUUUUGUGCUCGGCUUUGGCUCGGGACUUCAAAAUCAGUGAUGGGAAUAAGAGCAAAAAUUCCAGCUUUCCAAAUUGAUGGGUGGGCUCCGCAGAAUAAAAUAUUUUUAAAAAACGUCUGAAAAGGUGGCCACACCCAACCUUUCCUUGGGCAAUGAGUUUGGAUUCUUCCCCCCCCCCCUCUGAGAAGAGGGAGGAGGAGAGGCUCUGAAAACUGAUUCUGGGGAAUUUCAAGGGACUGGGGGGCCCCUCCUCUGGCCCCACCCUGGGGUGUCACAGAGACAGCGGCAGCAACAAAGGAUUUGAAACUUGGUGGUCAGGAGCCACCUGGCGGGAGGGCAGUGUCGGGGAGCGGGGAGGCGGGGCAGGGGCGCGCGGGGGCGGGAGAGUGCGGUUGAGUCAGCGCGGACCUGCUCCCUGCCCGCGAGGGGGUGCAGGGCCAGGGCCGCAGCCACCAACCCCCGCAGCACUCCUGGACAGACGAGCGGCCCAGCAGCCCACUGCGCCCCGUGGGCACCUGGCUCCAGGCCCGCCCACGCCGCGCCGGCCAGCCAGAGGGUGGCCCCCGUGGACUCCGUCCCCAGAGAAGUCUGACCUUGACGUCCUGAGCGCUGGCCUCUUCCUCCCUCCCUGCAGGGAGGGGAUGAUGGGCCCUGGGGCCUCCCUCUGCCCCAUGGAAACCAGAAAGCCGGUUUUGUUGAGUUCUGAAGGUUGGAACUGCAGCCACGAUUUUGGCCACCUCACGGAUCUGGGACUUUAGGGCUAACCAGUUCUCUUUGUAAGGACUUGUGCCUCUUGGGGGACAUCCGCCUGUUCCCAAGCCUGGGCCCCAGCAUCUCUGGAGCGCUCGGGGUCCGGGAGGUGGGUCCUGAGCCUCCACCCCUCCCACGGCCACUGCAGCCCCCGCCUGCCCCGCCAUGCCUGUGUGUCUGCCGUGCGGAGCUCAUCACUGCCUGUACCCUCAUGACGUCACACUGUCCCAGUACCCAGCCUCACCACCCUGUUCUCAGCAGGGGACAUUGUUACUCUAAGGGGCGACAGGAAAGCAGGGAAAGCCCAGCACAAGGUGGGCGCUCUGCUUCACUCGUCCAAGCAGCACGUCCUUCACAAUGAACAAAGCUGAUGACUUGACUGGGUUCCCUGCCCCACCUCCCAGGGCGGGGCUCAGCGAGCACCCCUCGUCUGGGCCUUGCUGACUGGGUGCGCCUUCCUCCCCACCCCAGAGGGCCGGGUCCCCUUCUCCAGUCAGCUGGCAACAGGUGGGACUUCCUGACUGCUGGAGCCGGCCCGGCCUGGGCAGGCCAGGCCCUCGGGCUGGACCACGCUCCUCUCCCCAGUUGCAGCCCAGUUCGAGACAGCCAGCCUCUCAGCCCA